AUGACACAUGCACUGAAGGCAAAUAUAUGGACUUACCUGGGAAACUUCUCCAACUACUGGCGAGAUAACGCAGUGCUGGUCUCACUUGGUGCGAAGUACAUCUCCAAAAUGUUCAUUCCACUAGCAUUCAAACACAUGGGUAACCACUCGAAUGAAGAGCGACUCCAUGGAUGGAUUAAGAAUAUGAAACAUUUGGGAAACAUUCUCGACGCAAAAUUAAGGGGUUGGGUACAAGAUGUACAAUACAUCAGCGAGGUGAUAGUGAACUACACCAUAGAAGAAAACAAGGACUGGCCUGGGGUUUAUAUAAUAAGGCGACCACUAUUGAAUGAUGGCCUACUGGACUACCAUGAACAACACCCAUUCUUACUUGACAACUUCAGCGCAAUAUGUAAGGAUCAAGAGCCAAAAGCAUCAGAAAUGUUUGGUCUCGCUGACGCUCUGUACUCGCUCUAUGGUUCCUUCAAAUUCAACAGUCUACCACAUUUUCCUUUUCACGAAGUUAAUACAUCAGUUCGAGAAAUGGGAUUCAAGAACCGUUGUGGGUAUCCUGAUUUACAUCUGCUAUUUCCAAUUUCGUGCUAG
This is a messenger RNA of Schistocerca serialis cubense, 585 nucleotides long. RefSeq lists its product as uncharacterized. Lineage: Eukaryota; Metazoa; Arthropoda; Insecta; Orthoptera; Acrididae. The coding region runs from base 1 to 585 and encodes 194 amino acids. The transcript has 5 exons. The record is from RefSeq and is a predicted model, not a curated record.